UUUACUUUAGUUCAGCUAGAACGUGUCAAUAAUUUCACAAUUACGGAGAGAAAGUGGUCCCCAUAAUCGCAUAUGUUUUGAAUUGGGCCUAGCUUCGUAGCCUCGCGUUCAAUAUAAUUAUGCCGACUUCUGUGGCAAUGCUUCGCAAAAGCCAAAUGUUUACAUAUGAGAGGCGUAUUUGAAGAGACUGAGAACUGGACUUUUAAAAUGUAUUGAAUCCAUAAUCUAAAGUUGUUCGACAAGAUUCAGCCAGAGAAUAGGAAGUGAUUAAGAAAAACAUAUUUAAUAGCAAUAAUGGAGAUACCGCUUUCCAACCUAUUGCUGUUAUGCAUAAUAUUUAUUGUUAUCGGGGGCGUUAUAAUGCUGCUGCUGCAAUAUUUAAUUUACAUUAAGUUUGCCAAUCUGCCCGACGAGAGUGAGGAGCAAAAGGAGAUAAAUGCGAAAUAUACGCUGCCCCUGAACAUCAAACAAAAGGCACGUGACCUUAAAACCGCGCCAGCGGCGAUAAAAUCAAGUGGCAGAUUGGCAGGCAACAGUUGCGAGAACCAUCAAGAGAACUUACAGGGCACAUCCGCUUUGAUUUCCCUCAACUUUGUGAUGCAGUUCUUGUUCCAUGAGUUCAAGAACUCGAAUCGUGUGCGCAAAUGGUUUUAUCGCAAGCUAUCCACCGAAUUGGAUGAGCUGAUAUCGAAGACGACAACAGGAAAGCUGUUGGACAAGUUAACUAUCAAGGAACUUGAGCUCGGUGAUCAGUUUCCCGACAUUAGAUCUCUUUCUGUGCACAACGUAGAACUGGAUGAGAGAGAGCAGCGUAUAGAGAAUUUAGACUUGUUGCUGGACAUCAAUUACGUUGGCAAUUUUUCCACAUCGAUUGAUGCCGAUAUGGUGCUGGGAAAAAAGGGUUCUAUAACCCUCAAAGUCAAACAACUGUCGGGGAUGGCUCGUUUGCAGUUCACCCGGAAGCCGUACACGCACUGGUCUCUUAGUUUCUUGGGUGAUCCCGAAUUGAAUCUGGAUAUCGAGUCUAAGUACCAGGGACGACAAAUGCAAUCAAAUAUAACCAACUUGAUAUCGAAUCAAAUCCGCAAGGCUGUGCGUCGAAAACACACAUUGCCUAACUAUAAGCUGCGCUACAAGCCCUUCUUUCACUGGACCGCAGAUGAAGAUGCCAGCGAUAGCGACAUACAGCCCAAUGGGUUGCUGACGGUGCGCGUGGCCGAGCUAUCCCGACUAAUGCCCUCCCCAGAAACGACUGAUAUCUAUUGCACCAUAACGCUGGCGCCGGUGCCCUUCAUUGAGGCGCAUCAGAAGGACAAUCGCCAUGUGCUCAUCUCCAUCGAUGUGAUCAUACACAAGGCCAAGAAUCAGCAGAUUGGCAUUGUCUUUAAGCAGAGCACAAGCCAGAUAGUCAAGAUUGAAUCGGUGCUGGCCAAUACGCCGGCCUGCAAGUCCAAUCUGCAGGCUGGCGAUGUUGUGCUCUCCAUUGAGGGGAAGUCUGUAGCGACCAUACAGCAAAUAGCUAAGGCGGUGAAGAGCCUACAGAGCAAUGUGUUCUGCCUGCGAAUUGAACGCCUCAUUCCGGGCAUUAUACGCAACGAUGCCAUACUGGAGGAUCUGGAGAAGUAUGACGACCUGUGUGAUAUGCCAAUGUCUUAUAGCGGCAGCACCACAACGAAGCCGGAUCUCGACGACGCACCUGUCGAGCCCAUCACCAAGCUGUUGAUGGUGAAGCAGAGCUCGGCGGAACGUCGCACCUCCAGUGAGUCGAGUGUCGGCAACACGCCCACCAGUUCCCCCAAAAAGGCCAAGUUCAUAGCCAAGGCGUUGAAGAAAACCAUGAGCCGGGACAGCAGUGAUAAGCACAAACAUGACGGGAAUGGCGGGAAAGCCUCACGUGCGGAGGACAAAGCGCCCACCAUGACCCUUCCGGAGCGAGCCGAAGAAGUCUAUUAUUUCUAUCAGCAUUCGACAAUUGAUUGCCCAUUCAGCGCGUUGAUCCACAUGGACGACUUGAGCAGCUAUAAGCUAGACGCUAACAGCAGAUAUCUUAAUAUAUGUGUCUAUGGCAAGUGUGCGGGCGAGAGCAUGCUGCUGGGCUAUAACAAUGUACAGAUCGGUCAGAUAUUGGGCGAGUGUUGUGAGACUAGCUUGAAUCAAAGCCUCAAGCAGAUAGCGCUGAGUCCGCCGGCUGUCCAAGCCAUUAAGCCGCAUGUGCUUUCAAAUCAGUCGGGUUUCAAUCCGAAUCUUUGUUUUGGUGACAUUUUGGCCGGCUUCUCAUGGUUUGGCAAUCCAAAUUUGUCCAUUAGUGAGGCAAAUUCAAAGCUGGCAGCCAAAGGACAACAAAACAAUCAGGCAGCUAAGGAGAAGGUACAGGACGAUGGCAUAAGCGUUUCAUCAGCGACAGCGGAAACUUCCUCCUUGAAAUCCGUCGGCAAUUUCAUGGACAGCACCGUACCUGUAUCCUCGACAUCAACUCCAGCGCCGCGGGCCCACAAUUUUGUGCGAACACAUUUCCAGAGAGCCACUCAAUGCGAUUUCUGUGGAAAGAAGAUUUGGCUCAAGGACGCAAUGCAGUGCGGCGACUGUGCCAUGUGUUGCCACAAAAAGUGCAUCGCCAAGUGCCAGAAUGCCACUGUUUGUGGACCCGUCGACUGCUCGACCUCCUUGUCCUCGGUGUCCUCGGUGGCCUCGGUGUCCGACGUGGCAGCGAGUGUUGUACCCGCAGCCGCAAAUCCAGAGUUCACAAUAACCCAAGCGGACAAUAUGGAGCUGUUGGAGCCCAAGAAUGCGGCCCCACCAGAGGAUCCAGCCGCGCUCCCAGAUGACUAUAAGAGUCAGGCGGCUGCAGCGAAUCUGGAUGUGCAUCGAUCCAGUCUUACCGGCCUCCUCGCUCAGGGCAUCAAACGCGUCAAUUCAGCAAGCAAUUUGGAUAUUCCGGGAAUUGUCUCUUCAUUUACCGGCAAUACUAAAAGCCUGCCACCGAGUCCACAGCACACACCCACACGAAAAUCGUCUAUAGAGGAUCCCAUGCAAAAUCCGUUCGAGCUCGUCACGCAGCAUUUAGAGGCACUUCCUUUGGAAUGCACAACCCUCAGUUUUGAACAGGUCCUUACCAUCGCCGAGCCAAUUUUACGAAAUCCGCGCAACGAGGACUUAAUGAACCUGGCCAAGUCGUCGAGUAAACACCUCUAUGCCAAUGUGCCGCCCGAUAGGCGUGUGGAGAAAAUAAAUGAAUUGCUAAUCAAAUUAAGGAUUGCACUGGAUGCCGAAACCGAGGGCCAGGCAAUGCUCAGUGAUGCGGGUCUCUGUCUGGCAACCACACCCAGUAGACCCGAAGCCGAAGCCCCAUGGAAAUCAAUGAUAUGUGUGGAGAAUAAGUCCGAGGAGCGCGUCCAUGCUCUCAGUAUAAUAAUGUUAUAUUUAUGUACGGGUCUACAGCACGCACAGGGUGUGGUGCUGCAGUAAAUCUACUAUAAGUACGUGUACAAGUAUUGUGGCGGGCGUGGCAAUACGAUUAGUCUAUUACAUUGACUGCAAAUGUGUUAGUGAACCUAUGGAAUUACAACUGUACUUUACAUUUUAGCCCAAUGGUUUCGUUCUAAGUAGUUGCAUACAUACAAGUAUAUAGUACAUACACGUGUACAUACUAUACUACUUGUACAUACUUGUAGUAUAGUACUAUGUACAAUAUCAGGACAUAUCGUACGUACGUACAUAUGUGCCACGCUUAUCGAAACAGUGUUAUGUGGGGAUUUUAAACGAUAGCAUUGUUGUUCUUUUUUUCCUUGCUGAAUAUAAUGUUUUACUUGAACUUUACUGUCUGUAUUUUAAAAUAAAUCAACAUCAAAUAAA
Messenger RNA from Scaptodrosophila lebanonensis, 3852 nucleotides. It is a transcript of the gene Pdzd8, whose product is annotated as PDZ domain-containing protein 8. The record is from RefSeq and is a predicted model, not a curated record. Gene Ontology annotation, cellular component: mitochondria-associated endoplasmic reticulum membrane contact site. Lineage: Eukaryota; Metazoa; Arthropoda; Insecta; Diptera; Drosophilidae. The transcript is spliced from 8 exons. Gene Ontology annotation, biological process: mitochondrial calcium ion homeostasis. Gene Ontology annotation, molecular function: protein binding; lipid binding. The coding region runs from base 295 to 3465 and encodes 1056 amino acids.